CAAAUGGGUCGCCGGCAGACCGAGUCCGACCUUGGCCGUUUUGCCCUUGUGGCACUUCUCCUCAUUGGUGCAAUCUCCUGCUGCAUGCUUUACCUUUUCAUCUCUAUGGUCCUGAAACCCAACAGUGCGACAUUUGUUUCGAAUUCAGAGCUGGGUGAGAAUGGCGGUGAGGUUGGUUUGGUGAGUGAAGAAGAUGGUGAGUGCUGUAGUGGGAUCGAGCAUUUGGAGCUUUGGGGUGAUGCAGUGAAAUGGGGUGCUCAGUUUAAGGUCAAUUCUUCAAAGGACUGCUGCAUGGCUUGUAAGGAUAUGUGUGGGGAUCGAAAUGGGGCUUGUUUGUGUGAUUCUUGGGUGUUUUGUGGGGAUAGAGAGGCUUGUGGAGAUAAAUUUGGUGAGUGUUGGUUAAAAAAACAAAAGGAUACCAUGGAUCCUGAUCGGCGAGACUCAGGGGAUCUAGUUAUGUGGACUUCUGGACAUAUAUUUGGAGAAGGAGAGGGUAUUGUUGGCAUGGAAACAGAAUAUGGGAUUCUUCGUAUAAAGCUCUUUGUUGAUUGUGCUCCUCGUUCUGUAUUCUAUAUUCUUGAGCUGUUGCGAGAGCAUUAUUGUGGGGGUUGUCAAUUUCAUCGUGUGGAAAGCCGUGGAAGCUAUUGGGACUCCAUAGGAAAUCACAUCCAAAAUGCUCCCGUUGGCCCCCCUUUUGGAUUAAUACAAGGAACAAUUGAAGCCCACGGGAUUAUAUUUAAGAAGAUUCCAAAAGAGGGUAACCACAACAUCAGAAGGGGAUCGGUAGCCUGGGUUGGUUCUGGUCCAGGUUUCUUUAUCAGCCUAGCCAACCAUUUUGAGUGGAAAAAAGCAUACACCGUGUUUGGUUCUGUUCUUCCUGAAGACAUGGAGAUUGCAGAGAAAAUAGCACAGCUUCCAACCAAGCCAGAGGUUUGGAGUAACAUUGAUGUCUCUGUCUUGGAGAGACCUGUUGCUUUACAGUUCCAAAGAAUCAAAUCAAAUUUAUAACAUUGAAUAACAUUGAUUCAGCAUAGACAAAUGCUAAGGAAGUCCAAGUUUUUGCUAGUUUCACCGCCUUACUAGGUAUAAUUUUCAGUCCAAAGAUACUUUGUUAGCUUAGAAGAACAAAGUGAUCGAGCUGUUAAAUAUCGAAGCUACGUAAGAGUCCAGAACAUAGAUUGUC
This is a messenger RNA of Fragaria vesca subsp. vesca, 1183 nucleotides long. RefSeq lists its product as uncharacterized. Gene Ontology annotation, biological process: protein peptidyl-prolyl isomerization. NCBI's taxonomy places the organism in Eukaryota, Viridiplantae, Streptophyta, Magnoliopsida, Rosales, Rosaceae. The coding region runs from base 4 to 1008 and encodes 334 amino acids. The transcript has 5 exons. Gene Ontology annotation, molecular function: peptidyl-prolyl cis-trans isomerase activity. The record is from RefSeq and is a predicted model, not a curated record.